AGGUGACCAGGUGUAUGACCUUUUCUCUGGAGCGAGCACUGUCCAGGUGAAGGUGACCAGGUGUAUGUUAUAUUGUUAUGUACCUUCUUCUCAUUCCUUUGAAGCAAGCACUGCAAGGCCAAGAGACGGUUUUUCGCGUACCUGGGACGAUCAGCCUAUAAGUAGAUGGAGCCACAACGGGUGUACCCCGUACCAUAUUCUGGUACUGAAUAGUGGAGUGAGCCUCUGUCUCUGGUGCUGUGGUUUGUCAGUCAACAUGUCUGACUUGUCAAGGACUGUCCCUGAGAAGCAGCUCCCGUCGGAGGACCUUCACCCGCCGCCAAUGCCAGUGAUCAACCUCGGUCACCUCAGCCUUGAUUCCACGACACGAUCUCGAGUGAUCGAUGAUAUCGCCAAAGCAUGCCGUGAUCUAGGGUACUUCCAGGUUAUAAACCAUGGGAUCAGUCAAUCCGUCAUGGAUGCUGCUGUUGACGCAGCUUCAGAUUUCUUCAAACUACCAAGUGAAGCAAAGGAGGAGUUUGCAUCAGAUGACCUCCGACAGCCUAUUAGAUAUGACACCAGCUCAAAAGAUAGCAUUAGCAUGUCACGGGCAUUCCUAAAGCAUUAUGCCCAUCCACUCAGUGAUUGGAUUCAAUAUUGGCCACGCCAAUCACCAAUCUACAGGCAAAACAGCUUUUAUAAAUCUUUUUUGUUUACUGAAACCAGGGAAUACAUGGGAAAGUAUGCUGUUGAAGUAAGGAGGGUGGCUUUGCAAUUGAUGGAAGCAAUACUAGAAGGCCUGGGAUUGGGCAAGGAAUACCUGCAUGAGAAAUUUCAGGAAGGCUUGCAACUAUUGUCAGUGAACUGCUACCCUAAAGCAUCACAAGGUGCUACGACUAUAGGGCUGGCUCCACAUUCUGAUUAUGGAUUCCUCACCAUCUUGCUCACAAGUUGUCAGGGCCUUGAAGUUGUUGACCGCAGCAGCAACAGCUGGAAGAGGGUCCAGCAACUCCCACAUGCAUUCCAUGUCCACGUUGGAGACCACAUGGAAGUCCUGAGCAAUGGCCGAAUUAAGACUGUUGUGCACAGUGCCGUUCUGAAUCCUGAAGAAGCAAGGAUAUCUAUAGCUAGCAUUCAUGGUUUUGCACUACAUGAGAAGGUCGCCUGCGCCAAGGACCUUGUGGACGAGCAAAAUCCCCAGAAAUACAAAGAGAGCAGCUUUAAUGACUUCCUCGACCAUCUCAUAGCUAAUAUCGACAACAAGCACAGGAACUUUCUUGAAAGCCUUAGACUCUAAGGUUGAGGAGCGUAAUUAGGGUAUAAUCUUCACUACAAGUUCAAAAGUAGGUAACACGACGUGCUAUGUCUACAGUUCAUCUAUAUCUUUUUCAAAGCUCAGACUAAUGCUGCAAGUGUAAGGUUCUGUGUUAUGUAUUUGUUGAUUUGGUAUGGAGGU
Phragmites australis (common reed) is the source of this 1435-nucleotide messenger RNA. RefSeq names its product flavanone 3-dioxygenase 3-like. The record is from RefSeq and is a predicted model, not a curated record. Lineage: Eukaryota; Viridiplantae; Streptophyta; Magnoliopsida; Poales; Poaceae. The transcript is spliced from 3 exons. Bases 65 to 1276 code for a protein of 403 amino acids.